AUCAACUACACUUGCUUUACACGCGUUUUAGAUUCACACUUUGGAAACAUUUUGUUUGAAGGUAGAAGAAGAAAUAUAAUACUUGUUCUCCAGCAGUAUGGGAGGGCAAGCUAAGGGAAAAAAGAAAAAUAAACCGAAGAGGAAAGAGAACCGUCCAAACAGAGAUGCAGGGUUUGUUGGAUUGUUACCUCAGGAAAGGAUGAAACUAAGGAUGCAUGAAAAAGCCAAGAAGAAGACAGCUGAGAAGUACUCUGUGCAACAACUACUGGAGAAGACAGAGGAAUACAUGGACAGUUUUGACUAUGAGAUGGCUAGCCUUUUCUGUCGACGAGCCCUGGAUUUGGAGUCCACCAACUUGCAAGCUCUAGAUAUGCUGGGACACAUCUACUCUGAACUUGGAGACGCCCAGAAAGCUAAGGGAGUUCUUCUGCAUGCAGUUGAGUUGAGCCCAGAUGUGGGCCACAGUAAGUACAUGUACCUGGGACAGAUCCACACAGGUCAGGAGGCUGUGGACUACUACACUAGAGGAAUACAGAUCCUGCUGUCUGCAUUGGACAAACAAGCUCAGACCACACAGGCUCAGGCCGGAGCUGCUGCCCACCCAGAUGAGGACCCUGAGCUCCCCACAGCAAAAGAUGUUAGUGUAGCCUACUGCUCCAUCGCUGAGAUUUACCUAACAGACCUCUGCAUGGAGGAAGGAGCUUCAGACAAGUGCAAAGAGUUCAUUGAGAGAGCAUUACAGUAUCACCAUGACAACCCUGAGGCUUUGCAGCUCAUGGCUAGUUACCUGUUCAGUACACAGAGAAACCAGGAAGGCAGAGAAUACCUGUUGAAGAGCGUUGCAUUGUGGCUUCCUGCCCAGAAACAGAGUGCAGCUUCUUCCAGCACAGAGGAAGGCACGCAGAGUGAGAUCCCUCCGUACGAGUCUCGCAUCACCACAGCAAAACUGCUCAUCGAGUCCGAGGAAUACGAGAUGGCUGUCGAUGUGUUGGAGGGUCUUCUGGAGGAGGAUGAUGAGGUCGUCCAGGUGUGGUAUCUCUCCGGCUGGGUGUGCUACCUGCAGUUUGAAAAAGCAAAGGAGCAGCAAGAAAGAGAGGGAAGGGAAGUGACAGAGGAGGAGACGGAAGAGCGGAUGGCACUGACGGAGGCAGCCAGAUCGUACCUGACCAACGCUAAGAAGCUGUACAAUAAGCUGCGAUGUGAUGACCAGCCGAUGUUGGAGCACGUGGAGCAGCUGCUAAGUGAUCUGGGAGGAGAGAUGGAGGGAGAGGAGGGGGACCCAGACUUGGAUGAAGACUUUGAACCCUGUAGUGAUGAGGAGGAGGGCAAUGCAGAGGCACCCAUGGAGCACUGACCACACCCCCUCGGUUGUACUCUGUGAUUUCACUUUUCCCUGUCAUGCCUCACUUUAGUUUCAGUGUUCUCGUGCGCUCUCUAAAGUGCCUUUUUUUUUUUUUUUAACUGGUUAUCCUUUCACACCCACUUAUCAAAGAUGAAAUUUGAAUUCAAGUGAUAUGCACAAAAAGAGUGGCAUUAAAAACUGCAGUCUACUCAA
Molecule: messenger RNA, 1555 nt
Organism: Toxotes jaculatrix (banded archerfish)
Lineage: Eukaryota; Metazoa; Chordata; Actinopteri; Toxotidae
Product: probable assembly chaperone of rpl4
Exons: 11
Coding region: 98-1354 (418 amino acids)
Biological process (GO): cell division
Molecular function (GO): protein binding
Source: RefSeq, a predicted model, not a curated record